CCGCGCGCGCCCGCUGCGGCGCGCGCGGCGGGCGCGGCCGCGACGUCCGCAGAGAUCGCGUGCAUGCCGCCACGUGGGUCGGAGACAGCGCUGUCAAUGCCCCUGCCCCGCGCUGCGGCCGCGGCGAUGGGCGGCGGCGGCGGCGGAGAGGAGGGCGGCAGCUUCCAAAGGCUGCUCCAGCAGGCGGCCCAGGCGCACGACGCGGAGGUCGGCCUGCUGCAGGGGGAGGUGCAGCUGCUGCGCGCCGAGCUGGCGGCGGCGGCGGCCCAGGCGUGCCCGCCGCGCAGCGGCUGCGCCGGGGAUCGGCCGCUGGCGGCGGCUCCUCCGCUGGAGCUCCCCGCGCCGGGGCCAGAGAGACCGCCAGCCACCCUCGACGAUUGUCCGUCUCCAGCAUCCAGCUCCUCGCUCCAAGGCGCGUCGGGUGUUGCCAGGAGUGCCCGUGGCCCAAGGGGCACCUUGAGUAGCCCCAGACCUCAACGAUUGGAGAAACGCCGUGAGCAUAGUUAAGCUUUCGGAGGUCCGCGUGGAUUCCCGAAAACUCACAUGUUUUUCUUUUCGGUCCGGGCGUUGCUAGAACUGGUCCUGUCCCAGUGUGCCCCCAGUUUUUUCCGAGCUUUUUUGGAGCCCCUGGGGCUCUCGGGGCCUCGUGUGGGGUGCUCUGGAGGCCAUCUGGGUUUUUCGAUUGGGGCCAGGGACACCUGCAGCAAUACCCGAGAGGCGCCGUCGAGCCAACGCCCGCUAGGCGGGGAAGUUGGCAGAGCGGCGGGCAGAGCCUGAGCUCAUCUCAGCAUUCGAGGAUCUCGAGCGAGCUUGCGGUGCGGGCUCUGCGCAUCGGACGGGGGUUGAGCGGCACUUGGGGUGCGCGGAUGGAUAAGCAGAGGAAGCUCGCGGAGAAAGCCGUGCUGUGGCAAGUAGCGCAUAAUCCCAGGACGGAGGUCUUCAUAUCCUUGGUGAUCGUAUUGAAUGGCGUAAUAAUUGCAGCAGAGGCGCAGUACGAGGGCUACGAUUUGGCUAUCUGGACAGGACAUGCUAGUGCAUCAGGUUCUGCUGACGCUAUGUGGCCGACUGCACGAACUGCGUUCGUUGUGCUCAACUGGCUGUUUGGCAUCUUUUUCACUGUCGAGAUCAUCUUCACGAUUGCAGCUCUGCGCACCUCAUUUGCGAGGGAUGUGUGGAAUUGGUUUGACCUGUUCAUUGUCCUAGUCUGGUGGGCGGGCAAGGUUGCCAGGUCGUUAGUCAACGCUCAGAUCUUACGGCUCGCUCGUUUAGUGCGAUUGUGCCGGCUCUUGCGGCUCCUCAAGAACAUGAAUAGCAGCUUCGACUCUCUGUACCUCAUGACAUCGGCGCUCCAGGGUAGCAUAUCUAUAUUAUUCUGGUCUUUCAUGAUGUUGGUCUUGAUACACUUUCUGCUAGCACUUCUGAUGAACCAGUUCCUGCGCGCUGUGUACUUCGAUACCAGCCCGGAUUUGGCGAAGAACCAAGUCGAGGUGUUUACAUAUUUUGGAAGCUUCACGCGCGCAUUUCUCACUAUGUUCGAGAUCACUCUUGCAAAUUGGCCCGUUGCUUGCAGGGUACUCAUCGAGAACGUCAGCGAAUUAUUCAUAAUCUAUGCUGUGCUUCAUAAGAUGAUUCUGGGAUUCGCCGUCGUAGGAAUCGUAAACGGCAUCUUCAUAUCUGAAACGUUCAGGGUCGCCUCGGUGGACAAUGCCGUGAUGGUCCGACAGGCGAUGCGCAGGCAGAGAACCCACUGUGACAAGAUGCAGCGCCUCUUCGAGCAGGCAGAUAAGAAUGGGGACGGCAGGUUAUCUAAGGAAGAGUGGAUCGACAUCUGCAAGGACGAUUACGUUCAAAACUGGCUGUUUUCGCAGGAGAUCCACGCGGAAGACGCUCAUUUACUGUUCGAGCAGCUGGACGACUCAAACGACGGUCGGCUCACCGCGAGCGAGCUCAUCGAAGGCACCGCGAGGCUCAAGGGUCCUGCCGCCAGCAUGAAUCUGACUGCCAAGAUCAACCGUAUCGACGCGAACCUGAGAGAGAUCAACGACGAGUUGAUCGUGAACCGCGCGGUGGCAGUGGAGAGCAGAGCGACUUUGGUCUAGCUCCAGUGGUGCAGGGCGCUGCUUCUGUCAAGCAUGACCCCAACCCUUUUUGGAUUCUUCCUCCCCUUCCUUAGACUUACCUUUUAACCCUCCUUCCUUCUCUUUUUCCUUCUGCCGCUCCUGCACCCCGCGCUCAUAGACUGGCGUUGGGGUGCAACGGCUGUUUUCAAAGCAAGCUGUGGUUCAACACUUUAACCCAAGUCCCUAUACAUUAACCCAGGUUCCUUUUCUGAAGACGAUCGAGGACAAGCUGUUCAACUACAUUUUGUUAGCCGCAUCGGCUCCUUAUCAUGGUGUGCACGGCGGCGGCCUCGAGCCUCUGGGCCAGGCCGUCGGGCGCCUAAGUGGCGGCGCGGGCUUGACUGCUCCUUGGCCGCUGCCACGGAGCAACACAGCAACUUCUACCAGGAGUUGCCUCCACAGGGUGUGCCAGGUGCUCGCUUUGGGGACCUUCCUGGGGCCCACCUAAUGGGUCUGUUCGGCUCAAGGUCGACUCGAAUGCGACGCAGCAUCGACGCAUGAGUGGAGCGAGUGACUCCAGAAAGGCCUCCAGAAGGAGCACCCCGGGUGUGGCGAGCCCCCCGCUCCGGCCGCCGCCCUUCCCCGCCUCCCGUUGGCGCCUGGCAGUCAAGUAUUGCGCGAGACAUGGAAGAUGAAGGAGGAGCAGCACCCAU
Prorocentrum cordatum is the source of this 2773-nucleotide messenger RNA. The record is from the annotation of a GenBank genome assembly. NCBI's taxonomy places the organism in Eukaryota, Dinophyceae, Prorocentrales, Prorocentraceae.